Messenger RNA from Linum tenue, 2805 nucleotides. The record is from the annotation of a GenBank genome assembly. Lineage: Eukaryota; Viridiplantae; Streptophyta; Magnoliopsida; Malpighiales; Linaceae.
CAACUGAUGAUUGUGAAAUUGUCAAAGUGUGAAACCUGAAAUUAGAGAACUAAUAAAGACUCUUUCUUUCCUUCCUUCCUUCCUUCUUCCAGCAGUUUCUGAGCCGAACCCAGAGAGGGCAAGGGGGAAAUCUUCGUACCCGAAUCCGAAAGAUUCCGCCUUUAGGAUUCUGAUUCUCGUUUCUAUAGUAUUCUUCCCCUCUCCCCGUUCUGGUUCUACAUCGUGAAGCUUGCUGCUUUGUUCAUGUCGAAUGUUACUGUGAUGAAUUCAGUUGCUUAAGAUGUAUGAUUGUGGUUUGAAGACCCAAUAUCUGCCUGGCCAAAGGGACAAGUUUGUUAGACUGGAUGAUUUGGACUCAAGAGUAUCAUCAUCGCCCUCCGAGGCAGGGCCGAGAAGAUGUGGAUUUGGCAUCGAGGCACUAAACUGUGCUGGCCAAGCACCCGAUACACCAUCCAGAUCUUUUAAGAAUGGAAUCAAAAGGGGAUCAGAAGGACUCAAAUCCAUAGGACGUUCACUUAGAUUCGGAGUUUCUCGUGGUGUCUUCCCUGAAGAUCUUAAAGCAUCAGAGAAGAAGAUAUUUGAUCCUCAAGACAAGUUCCUUUUGUUGUGCAACAAGCUCUUUUUGGUGUCAUGCAUUUUGUCUGCAUUUGUUGACCCACUUUUCUUUUACCUCCCGGUGUUCAAUGAUGCGGGGUUCUGCCUUGGGAUCGAUCGGAAAUUAGCACAUACAGUGUCGACAUUAAGGACAAUUGUUGAUGCUUUCUACCUUGCUCGAAUGGCUCUCCAGUUCAGGACGGCUUACAUUGCACCUUCUUCUCGUGUGUUUGGCCGUGGUGAGCUGGUGAUCGAUCCCACUCAGAUAGCUAAGCGGUACAUGCAAUAUUACUUCUGGAUCGAUUUCCUCGCCAUCUUUCCCCUUCCGCAGAUUGUGGUCUGGAAGUUUCUUCAGAGGUCCCAUGGCUCUGAUGUUCUAACAACAAAAAGAGCCAUCCUAGCCAUCAUUUUGCUCCAAUACGUUCCUAGAUUCCUUCGGUUCAUACCUUUAACUUCCGAACUCAAAAGAACAGCAGGUGUCUUUGCAGAAACCGCGUGGGCUGGUGCUGCUUGUUACCUUCUCCUAUACAUGCUUGCAAGUCACGCAGUUGGUGCAUUGUGGUAUUUGCUAGCCAUAGAGCGGAAAGACGCAUGCUGGCAGAAGUUCUGUACCCCAGAAGUAAAAUGCCAGACCAAUUUCUUGUACUGUGGGAACCAGUUCAUGACAGGGUUUGGUGAUUGGAUUCCCUUGAGGAACAACACUCUCGAGUCGAAUUGUGUGACGAAAGAAGAUGGACCGUUUGAUUAUGGGAUCUUCUUGAAUGCUUUGUCGUCCGGGGUUGCCUCCUCAAAGGAGUUUGUGGCUAAGUAUUGCUAUUGCUUGUGGUGGGGGCUUCAGAAUCUUAGGUUGUCUACUUGUUUGUGUAGUACACUUGGUCAGGGGCUUCAAACCAGCACAUAUCCUGGAGAGGUUAUCUUUUCUAUAGCACUUGCGAUAUUUGGACUCAUCCUCUUUGCACUUCUCAUUGGUAACAUGCAGACCUAUCUCCAGUCACUUACGAUACGUUUGGAAGAGAUGAGAGUGAAAAGGCGAGACUCAGAACAAUGGAUGCGCCAUCGCUUGCUCCCAACCGAACUCAGAGAAAGGGUUAGGAGAUAUGACCAGUACAAAUGGUUAGCAACUCGUGGAGUUGAUGAAGAGAUUCUGGUUCAAAGCCUGCCUAAGGAUCUUAGAAGAGACAUCAAACGCCAUCUUUGUUUGGCAUUAGUCCGGCGGGUUCCUCUGUUUGAUAACAUGGAUGAGAGGCUGCUCGACGCCAUUUGCGAGAGGCUGAAACCAUGCCUGUUCACUGAAUCUACCUACAUCGUCCGAGAAGGUGAUCCGGUCGAUGAGAUGCUCUUCAUCAUUCGAGGACGCCUCGAGAGUGUAACAACAGAUGGUGGCAGGAGCGGCUUCUUCAACCGUGGAUUCCUCAAAGAAGGAGAUUUCUGUGGCGAGGAGCUCUUAACCUGGGCCCUUGAUCCCAAAUCUGGCGGCAACUUACCAACCUCGACCCGAACUGUGAGGGCCAUAACUGAAGUCGAGGCCUUUGCCCUGACUGCCGAUGAAUUGAAGUUCGUCGCCAGUCAGUUCAGGCGCCUCCACAGUAGGCAGGUGCAACACACUUUCAGGUUCUACUCGCAACAGUGGAGAACUUGGGCCGCGUGCUUCAUCCAGGCAGCAUGGCGACGACACCUGAAGAGGAAGAACCUCGAGCAGCAGCGUCGGAAGGAGGAAGAGGAAGAAGCAGCGCAAAGCACGAGUGGCAGCGGAGGAGGCGGAGGCUCGUUUAGCAUAGGCGCCACGUUCUUGGCCUCGAGGUUCGCAGCGAAUGCUCUUCGUGGGGUACACCGGAACAGGAAUGCCAAGACGGCAAGAGAGCUGGUGACGCUGCAGAAGCCUCCUGAGCCUGAUUUCACGGCUGAUGAUGCAGAUUGAAUCGAUUAAGAACACCGUAAAAUUCGAUUAUUUCUUAAAAGGUCAUUAUCAUGAUCAGUCUAAUUUGCUGUUAACUCUUGCCUUUUCUUGCCCUAAAGACACUGUAUAUUAUUAUUUGCAUGAAACCAAGCUUGGGUUUGAUGUUCUGUAAGGCGCUUGCUAAUGCUAUUUUCCACCCUGCCUCACAACUUACUUAGCUCUGGCUCUGUAGAUGAAAGACCUAACAACAUUGUAUCCCACUUUAACUAUAGAAAUCACUUCAAGAUUGUUGCAGAGUUUGUUGAUUCCAUCCA